This is a messenger RNA of Cyprinodon tularosa, 1764 nucleotides long. RefSeq names its product oxidative stress responsive serine-rich 1 (gene oser1). The transcript has 4 exons. Bases 367 to 1461 code for a protein of 364 amino acids. NCBI's taxonomy places the organism in Eukaryota, Metazoa, Chordata, Actinopteri, Cyprinodontiformes, Cyprinodontidae. The record is from RefSeq and is a predicted model, not a curated record. Gene Ontology annotation, biological process: cellular response to hydrogen peroxide.
CUUUUUGGGCUGGUGACGUCAGUUGUUGCAGAGUCACUGCAGACGAUUUGACUGUAAACAAGAAGCUUCUGACAGAGAAAGUUCCUGAUCCAGUUCGACUCAUCCGAGCAUUUCAUGUUAGGAGGCAUUUAAAAACUGGAGUUUGUCCAUCUGCGGUUCCGUAGAAACUCCUCCAGGUUCUGAGUCUGCAGAGUUUUUUUUUUUUUUUCUUGGUUCGUAUUUUGGCGAAGUCAGCUCGAGCCCUAGCUGUUGCCCUUUAGCUUCUCUGAAACCACCCAGAAUCUUCUGGACUCUUCUGGACUUCUGCUUGGUGUGGCCUGGACAACCCGAGCCCUGGGUGGCUGGUCGGAGCAGCCUCCUCCAACCAUGGAGGCGGGAGGUAAAGACUGCGAGGAGGAGACGCUGCAGACGGCCUUUAAGAAGCUGAGGGUCGAUGCUGAGAGUUUGUCUGGAGCUGUGAGCGUCUCUGAUUCGUUGGCUCCUAGAGCAGCGUCCAGAGUGGUUCUGGACGGAAGCAGUGGAGCCAAAGCCAAACUCAGCUGCUCCAAGGAAACCUGGCACUGCUGCACGAGGAAAACCAGCAGAGGGACUUCAUCCAGGACCAGGCGACGGAGGUCCAAGUCUCCCAUCCUCCACCCUCCGAGGUUCACCUACUGCAGCAGCGCAGCCUCAGCUCUGGCGCCCCCCGGUGGCUGCCUGAAGCAGCAGCGCCUGGCCUUGUCUGAGUCUGCAGAACCUCAAGCGGCAGUUGAUGAAUCUCCUGGGUCCUCUGCUGGGCCUCCGGUUCAGACGGAGCGGUGCUCCUCAGGCCUGUUGGGCCGUGGCUCUCCUGUGAUCUUUGGAGUUCGCCCCAGUUAUGACACACGGAUGGGGGGCAUGGGUUCCUCGCCAUCCUUACCGCAGAUCACCACAGCAGCGAAGUCCCCGCGGUGGGAGGGUAGAAGCUCCAGAGAGGCCCGGUCAAGUGAGGAGAGCGGCACAGAUAAUGGUUCCCCUGAUCGAGCGGGAGCUUCGGCGCCUCUUGGAUCCAACACUGCAGACUUUAGAGCUCUGUCGGAGCUCCACAGUCGCAGCUCCUCAGACGGGCCCCUGGCCCCCUGCUCCUGCUGCCAGGGCAGUGAGUCAGAACCCAGGGAGGAGAGCCAGCCGGAAACCAGACAGCGGUGCCACUGCAGGUCGCAUGCUCCUGGUUGGAAGGAUGUGGAGGUCUACUCCUUCACCGGGCUCCGCAGCGUCAUCUCAGAGUGUGAAGGGAGCCUUUCGGUCCAGGAGGAGGAAUCCAGAACUCUGAGCAGUACUUCAUCGUCCUCGCCGCUGUCAUCCGGCUCACCUCGCUCGUGCUCAGAGCAGGCGCGAGCCUACGUAGACGACAUCACGAUAGAGGACCUUUCUGGCUACAUGGAGUAUUACCUCUACAUCCCUAAGAAGAUGUCCCACAUGGCUGAGAUGAUGUACACCUAAAGGACAAGUGACCUUCAUCCCAUCUGCAGUCAUGAAGUUACAGCUUGUGUUCUGAGGGGGAGCGGAGGACGGAACGAGGACUAAAGAUGGCCCAACUGGGGUUUAAUCUGGAUUAUACUGGAACCAUCCCAGGCGACGGUCUCUUUAGGUCCAGCUUGUUUUCAAUGUGUUCUGUCAAUCUCUUUGUUUUCCAGAUUUAAUGUUUACACUUGAAGUUGCCAAAGCUCUCCUGAGCUAACAUUUUAAGACCAGCUGGGAUUUUGUCUGUGGUUCUUUGCUCAAUAAAGAUGCUGAAUGCUCUGC